AUGCUGAGUACUGUGUCUGAUAUCAACAUGGUGGCUGAUUCGGUACAGAGAGUGAUGAGGUUCCUUGACACUGAGACCAGUUAUAGCAAAUCUAUUAAACGAGGAAUCCAACCUGAAACAUUUAAGGCUGCCAUCUCUUUCAGAAAUGUACUCCAUGAUCUGACAUUGGACAUAGAGCCUGGUAAAGUCACAGCAGUAGUAGGAACUAGUGGUGCAGGAAAAAGUACAAUUGUAAGCCUGAUUUCGCGCCUCUAUGAUCCCAUUGCUGGGCAGAUCCUUAUUGGUGGAGUGGAUAUAAAAAAACUGAAUGUAAGCUGGCUGAGAAAUCAAAUUGGUGUCGUAUCACAGGAACCAAUGCUCUUCGAUACAUCGAUAGAAGAGAACAUCAGAUAUGGAAAAACUACUUCAACUUUAGAGGAUAUAAUCGAAGCAGCAAAAAUUUCUUAUGCUCACGGCUUCAUAAAUAAAUUACCUGCAGGAUAUCGUUCAAUUGUUGGAGAAGGAGGAACAAAACUGUCUGGAGGUCAGAAACAGAGGAUUGCCAUUGCAAGGGCCAUCGUCAAAAGACCCAAACUGCUCCUUCUUGACGAAGCCACUUCUGCGCUGGAUUCUCAUUCAGAAGGCAUUGUACAAGAAGCCCUGGAUAAUGCUAUGCGAAACAGGACAACAGUGAUCGUUGCUCAUAGAAUGUCGACAGUAAAGAAGGCUGAUGUUAUAUAUGCCAUGAAAGAAGGACGUGUCGUGGAAAAAGGCACUCACAGUGAACUGAUGAAAUUCGGAGGAUAUUAUUACUCUUUAGCUAAGAUUCAAGAACUUGAGGAAAAAGACCAAGUUGAUAAAACAAGCCGAAAAAGUUAUUUAAAUGAGGAAUGGUUUGAAGAAGCCCCACCAUUCAAUCAAGAAAGUUUAGAGGUGCCUCGUAAUGAAAAAACACUCCAGUUGAAUAUGAAAAACCUCAAAAUGAUGGUCGUGUGGUUUCUUGCUAUUGUGUUCUCUACCACUACUUCAACAUUUCUUCCCACUUUACACUAUAUAUUUAGUCUGUUUUGCGAGUCUUUCACAUACAGUAAAGAUGAACUGAGUUGGAGAGCCCUGAUGAAUGUUAGUUACCUCUUUGGACUUGGCAUUAUUAUAUUUUUCUCUGUGAUUUUGUCUGGUGUCAUGUCUACUAUUGCAACUCAAAUAUGGUUGGGAAAACUGCAGAGAAAAGCUUUUGAUAAAAUGGUUUCUAUUGACAUAAGUUGGUUCGACUGGAACGGAAACUCUCCUAAUGAAUGCCUUGAAAUAUUUACAAAUAGCCCACCACUCAUCGAAUCAGUAACAGGGGAUCGGGCAGCUCAAGUUCUCAUCUUCAUGCUUUCGGUACUCUUCUCUGUCGGCUACUCGUUCUUCUUCAGCACCAGUAUAACGCUGGCAAAUUUACCAAUCUUCAUAUUCUUCUUCAUCAUCAACUGUUUGAGAUUGAAGACACAAGAUGCAGAUGCUCGUUCCGCCUUCCUCCAAACCAAAGCAACCAAGGUAGCAAUUGAAUAUGUUCAAAGUGUCAAAACAAUCCAAAUACUAAACUGCCAAAAGUAUGUAGUAAACCAGUAUCAGGAAAUGCUUGCACAUUCUAAGAAGGAAGCAAUUGUAAGCAUAGCUUGGUAUGCAGCUGUUUAUAGUUUCUCUAAAACACUAAUUCGAUGGUCGCUGAGCAUAUUAUUUAUCUAUGGAACCAAUGUUAUUGUGAGAAGUAACGCAAGAGGAACAUCGUUCGUUGGCGUUACAUUUGCUCUAAGCAUGGCAUCUUCAUUGGCUGGACCUGCCUUGAUCCUGACAAGUCAGUACCCUGCAGCAAGACAGGCGAUGAAGCAGCUCUACAGGAUCGCUUAUUCCAAAAUAUCCCUCAACACAAUGACAGAUCAAGGAAUUAAACCAGCAAUAAGUGGAAACAUUAUCUUUCAAGAUGUGACCUUUUCUUACCCUACUAGGGAAAAAGUGCAAAUUCUCAAAAAGCUGAAUCUUAAAAUUGAAGCAGGAAAGACUAUAGCUUUAGUAGGAGACUCUGGAUGUGGAAAAUCAACAAUUAUCUCACUUCUAGAGAGGUUCUAUCUUCCUAAUGAAGGAAAAAUAUUGAUCGACGGUAACAAUAUCAAUGAUAUAAAUGUGAGAUAUUUGAGAAGCCAGAUGGGUCUCGUUUCGCAAGAGCCAGUCUUAUUUGAUAUGACAAUAAAAGAAAAUAUCCUUUACGGUUUGGAAGAAAAGGUUACAAUGGACAAGGUCAUCGAAGCUGCAAAAAUAGCAAAUAUUCACAACUUUAUAAUGAAGCUUCCUCGGGCUUAUGACGCAUCAGUUGGUGAAAGAGGUUCAAAGCUAUCAGGAGGGCAGAAGCAGAGAAUCGCAAUUGCUAGAGCUAUUCUCAGAAACCCAAAGAUAUUACUUCUGGAUGAAGCUACUUCUUCGCUUGAUACAGAGAAUGAGAAGGCUGUGCAGGAAGCUCUGGAGAAUGCUUCGAUCGGUAGGACUAAUAUUGUGAUAGCACACCGACUGUCGACUAUCCGUAAGGCAGACAAGAUUGUAGUCCUUAGGUCUGGUGAAGUAAUAGAAGAAGGGAACCAUGGGCAGUUAAUAGAGAAGAGAGGCCACUAUUUCAACCUGCUUAGUAGAUAA
Messenger RNA from Nezara viridula (southern green stink bug), 2649 nucleotides. Lineage: Eukaryota; Metazoa; Arthropoda; Insecta; Hemiptera; Pentatomidae. The record is from the annotation of a GenBank genome assembly.